Anneissia japonica is the source of this 4080-nucleotide messenger RNA. RefSeq names its product alpha-1A adrenergic receptor-like. Gene Ontology annotation, biological process: G protein-coupled receptor signaling pathway. Lineage: Eukaryota; Metazoa; Echinodermata; Crinoidea; Comatulida; Comatulidae. Bases 968 to 1948 code for a protein of 326 amino acids. Gene Ontology annotation, molecular function: trace-amine receptor activity. The transcript is spliced from 2 exons. Gene Ontology annotation, cellular component: membrane. The record is from RefSeq and is a predicted model, not a curated record.
AUCGGCUGCUAUAAUCAUUUCAUGCUUAACAAUUCUACACAGCUUAAGAUCAUGGAGGAACUUAAUAUAUUUCCCCUGCUUCUUCCCCUACAGUCACGAUGCUAUUGUAAUUAGUAGGCCCUUAAUUUCCUCCAUGGAGGCCUAAUGACUCGAUUUUGAAUAAUGUUGGGUUUAAUCUGUGAUUGAUCUAGUCAUUUAAAUAAGUGUAUGGUAAUACACUUAUUUAAAUUGUUGCUGUCUGAUUUACUUUGCCAUUGUUGCUGUCUGAUUUACUUUGCCAAUCGCCUAUUUAUUAUCUUUCAUUAUUAUUAGAUACAAAUUUCACUGAAUUUCUCCGCUACAUCUAAACGAAAUCCAUUGCGCAACCAACGCUUCUAUAGCAUAGUCACUCGAUACUACUUUGAGGAAUAUCGGUUUGAUUUCGAAAGCAUCUUCGGAGGAAAGUGUUAAUAUUACAAAAAGCUGAUAUCGUCAGAACAAAAAUAACGUAUGCAAUUUUUCGAGAAUUCUUCAGUUGGAUGUCGUCAUCAAGAAUUGCCAGCAUUGCACCGUGAAUUAUUAUCACCAAAAUUAGAAGAAUGAUAAUAGUGAAAAGUGAACACUUUGACAAAUGCUUGAAGAAAGAAUAUCUAUUAACUAAACAUAUGCUGUCGUUGAGAACAGUUUUCAGAGUUGUGAACUUUUAUGUAAAAGAGGAUAUAUUAUUAUCAAAGGUAUUUCAACAUAAAAAUCCACAGGGCUGGCUAAACAAACUGUCUGUGUAUUGUAGCGACCAAAAUAGAACAACAGGUUUGAAACAAUCGGUGUGGCGAUCAAUUAGGCCCAAUUGACAUUAGCAGAACAGGGUUACAAAGACAAAAGUAAGCCAGUUUACUGGUGAUUGAGCGUAAUGGAUAACUAUAUUUGAUCAGAUAAAGUGAUAUGCAGUUUAAUAAUCAAAGUUAACUUUUUCAUCGCCCAAUUUAAAAUGUCGAACAGCAAUUACAUAGUUCCACCAUGGUCGAAUGCUAGCUCGUGUCAAACUGCUGUGUCUUCUGUGUUGAUCACAUUAUCCGUCACGCUAUCAGUCUUUGGUGUAAUGGUAAACCUACUCGUUAUUGCCGCUUUCAUGAGUCACAAGAAAAUUCGAAACCGAAUGUAUAACCAUUUCCUAAUACACCUAUCAAUAUCAGGAUUUCUCUUCGACAUUACUGUCCUGUGUAUUUUGACUUCUAGAAUCACUUGCUCUGCCAUUUGGAAUUUACAGAAAUACCUGGUGGCCUGCUGUUUCACUUACGGUAUCUUCUCUGAUCUUGAACUGACGGUAAUUGCGUGGGACCGCUACCACGCUCUCACUUCUCCAUUUCGCUACUCACAAAUCGUAACGUUUCGGCGGACGAUAUGUUUGAUCUUUGCGCUAUGGCUAGUCUCGCUUUCAAGUGCCGUGUUAUUCAUGUAUAAGCAUAACCCAAAGGUUUUAUUUCUCCCAUUUUUUGUGUGCAUAAUAGAAUGGUUGAUGAUAUUCAUAACUGCAUUUAUACACAUCCGGGUAUUCAGAAUUGCCCAACGCCACGCAAUACAGAUAAAACAAAGAAUACCUAGGCCGACUUUUUGCCACUCCGUCGGAUACUCCGUAAAUGAGGAUGUUACAGAAAAAGGCUUGGUAUUUAUGCGGAGCAAAUUUUCUAGUCGCAUAAAAAGACUUAAGUCGCUUGCUGAGCUAAGGGCUACUUACACUACAUCUAUGAUUUUAAUAGCUUUUGUAAUUUUUUGGCUACCAUCAUUGAUACGAUUGACCGUAAACUUGAUAAAACCCGAUAUUGAUCAUGAUUUCAUCAACAAUUUUCAGAAAGUUGCUAAUAUAUUGUGUGUAGUUGGCACAAUUGUUAAUCCUUGUAUUUAUUCAUUAAGAAAUAGUGAUUUUAAAAUUGCAAUUGCGAAAUUAAGAAAAUUGUGUUUGAGGGUGUAAAGAAACAAUGUUAAUAAUAUUGUGUUUUUGGGCCCUAUAAAUCAAAAUAAAAAACAUACUACAUAAAUUAAAAAAGAGAUACAAAAGGAAAUUUAGAUUUAGGAACUAUCAAAGAGCAAAGCAAAGUAAAAAUGGCUUUUAUAUAUUAAGAUAAUAUAAACAAUUAAAAUGUGCCAAAAUACAUGACAAACGAAAGGAGAAAGCCGGCCAAAAAUAUGGAUUGAGCCUAAGAUAAGAUUAAAUUCUAUAGCUCUGUCCAGAUUAUCAACCUUUUCUUUGACAAAAACUGUUGUAUGCUCAUAAUUAUAAUAGUCAUAGGCUAUGUUCUCACACGGCAGCUAACGGUUAACAGGAUCCGGAUCCUGCUAACCGUUAGCUGCCGUGCGUCCAUACGAGAAGAUCCCGAUCCGGAUGCCAAGAAUACGAUGAUCGAAUCACUUGCCAAUAAGAAACUGGAAAUUGUAAAUGCGUACGUGUGAUUGGUUGAUGAUAGACGCGCUCAGCUUGCUAACCGAUAGCGCUUGCCAACCGUUAGCGGUAUCCGGAUACCGUUAACGGUUAGCACUAACCGAUCGGGCGUUCACAGGUGCUAACGGUUAGAGCUAACGGUUAGCUCCCGAUCCGGAUACUAGGGCUCUCGCGAGAAUCAGGAUAUUAUGUACCUAUUAUGGUUAUAAUGUGAUAUUAUCAAUACCAUACCUAUAUUUAGGCAUGUGACAUGUUUUCGUCAAAAAAUAAUUUGAGAGUCUGGACAGAGCAUUAGCCAUACUAAUGAAGACUUCAACUUAAUAAUCGAUGCGAAAAGCAACUGUAAUGAGCCAUAAACAAUUAUUUCAGUCGGCGAUUUUAAUAUUAAGCUCAACAUUGAAUUAAGAUUCCUUUAAAUUAGAUUGAGAAUGAUAUAUUUAUUUACACAAUUUUUCUUAACUCAACCCAUGGGAGACAGCGUCAUCAUAUUAUAUUGAUCUAAUCUUGAAUUCUUUUCCAGAGAAACAAUUGUUUUUUGACGUUGGCAAGGUUACAAUAGGUGGCCAUAGCCUUAUAAUUGUAUUGAUAACGACACUGAGAGCAGAUAGCUCAGACGGCUAAACUGGUGAUAGACACUGUGUUUGCGCUAAACCGUUCAAUUCCCAUCGCUGCUCCCCUUGUGUUUCAGCUUGAGAGCUGAAAUGCAAGUUUGAAAAGCGCACGCCGGAUGGGACGUUUAAGCCAUUGACGCAGUGUGCAAAAUGGCCCUGCCCAAUCACCACCAGAAGGACACAACUGGAAAUAAGUCUUCUUCAAACUUUCGUGGAUUAUCCUUGGUUUUCACACCGAAUAAAUCCCCCAAUCCAAGAAUCCAACUAACCAUGAAUACUUUUCGUUAUUACAGGCACAAUAAUUAAGAAGCUUUUUAUAAUAUUGUAAAAAAUAAUACGACACUAUUCGAAUUUUUAUGAUUUAAUUGGUUCUUACUGUAAGUGAAAUUUUGAAAUAAAAAUAUUACACUUCCAAGCUUUCGUUGCUAUCUCAGCAACUUCUUCAGGAAGAUUGAUAUAAUUACACUGGUGCUAUUUAUAUAAAUUAUAUUAUAUAUAACACAUACCACCUAACGUAUAGGUAAAUAUAGCAGGGGAAUCAUGAAGAAAUGCUUUUAAAUGAGAAACCUUCAUCUAUUAAAACAAUGAGAAUAUAUAACAAAAAAAUAUCAGUGUAGGUAGCAGUAUAAUUUACUAAGUUUGUAGUAUUGUUAACAAAAAAGAUUGUAUUGUUACCAGUAUAGAUGUUAGGAUGGCUUGAUCUUACAAAGCUGAAAUUACAAAAUUUAAUAGUUAAUAAUGUAAAUAAUUUUUUCAAAUUUAGCAACAUUCCAAUUGAUCAUAGGUCCCUGACGCCAAUUCCAUUGUAAGAUUUUCGAUGUGCUCGUUUUUUUCUAUUUUGUGUUCAUGUCCGUCAUUGUAUUCUAAACGUUUUUAACGACGAAGUAAAUGAUAUGAUAUACAAUUAUGAUAUAUUUCCUAUAUAGAAAUUCGUAAUAAAGGUGGCCCAGUGAAGGACUAUUACAGAUUGAGUGUCCAGCCAUUUUAGGAUUGUGGUACCUCUAGAUGGCCAAAAAUGGCACUUUCAGACUCAAAUUUGAAUACAAUUUUCUU